AUGAGUAAAGAAGCAAAAAAACAUUCAGAUAACAAAAAUUCAAUACAAAUAACUGAAGAAACAAAAAAACAGUUCGAACAAGAACGACCGAAAUCUUUGGAAUCAAUGAUGUUUGAUAUUGAACGACGACAAAAUGAAUUUGAACAUGAACAAAUUUCAUUAAAUGAAAAAGAUCAAUUCGUAUCUGAUAUGGGUGAUGGACAAGAAAAAUCACGAAAAACAUUUUAUCGAGAAUUUAAAAAAGUUAUUGAUGCAUCUGAUAUAAUUAUUGAAGUACUUGAUGCUCGUGAUCCACUUGGAUGUCGUUGUUCACAAGUUGAAGAAAUUGUUUUAACUUCAGGAAAAAAUAAAAAACUUAUUUUAUUACUGAAUAAAAUAGAUCUAAUUCCACGUGAUAAUCUUGAUAAAUGGUUAAAAUAUCUACGUAAUGAAUUUCCAACUAUUGCUUUUCGUUCAUCAACUCAAAAUCAACGUGAUCGAUUAGGUCAUGUUACAACAUCAAUUCAAGCUUGUGACGAACAUUUACUAAAAUCAUCAAAUAAAUGCAUUGGUGCAUCAACAUUAAUGAAUCUUCUUUCGAAUUAUUGUCGAAAAAAUGAUAUUAAAACAAGUAUUACUGUUGGAAUUGUUGGAUUUCCUAAUGUUGGAAAAAGUAGUGUUAUUAAUAGUCUUAAACGAACUCAAGUAUGUCAAACAGGUUCAAUGCCUGGAGUAACAAAACAAAUGCAAACAGUUAAAUUAGAUAAAUUAAUUAAAUUAUUUGAUAGUCCAGGUAUUGUUAUGUCAAAAGAAACAAAUCCAGCUAGUCUUAUUCUUCGUAAUUGUAUUCGAAUUGAGACUAUUGAGAAUACAUUACCAGCUAUUGAAUUAUUACUUCACCGAUGCACAAAAGAACAAGUAAAAUGUUCAGUUUUUCAUACCAUAGAUGAGCGUGUAUUGUAA
Messenger RNA from Rotaria sp. Silwood2, 942 nucleotides. Lineage: Eukaryota; Metazoa; Rotifera; Eurotatoria; Philodinida; Philodinidae. The record is from the annotation of a GenBank genome assembly.